Vigna umbellata (rice bean) is the source of this 1479-nucleotide messenger RNA. RefSeq names its product GDSL esterase/lipase At1g09390. Gene Ontology annotation, cellular component: chloroplast stroma. Lineage: Eukaryota; Viridiplantae; Streptophyta; Magnoliopsida; Fabales; Fabaceae. Gene Ontology annotation, molecular function: hydrolase activity, acting on ester bonds. The record is from RefSeq and is a predicted model, not a curated record.
AGUGUUAGUAUAAUAAUACAAGAGUAGAAGUAGAACUGUAGAAGAAGUGGUCACCGACACCACACAACACAGCUCAGUGACAGUAGCAUGGGUUGUGGCGGUGCAUUCUCGCAUCUCAUUCUCACUGCAAUCGCACUAGCAAUAGCGAUUCCAUUGGCUGCCUGCGAUACGCCUCCUGUGGUGUUUGUCUUCGGCGAUUCCAACUCAGACACGGGUGGACUCGCUUCCGGACUCGGUUUCAUUAUCAAUCUUCCCAAUGGCCGCACUUUCUUCCGAAGAUCCACAGGUCGCUUGUCUGAUGGACGCCUGGUCAUCGACCUUCUCUGCCAAAGUUUGAAUGCAAGUUUGUUGGUACCAUACUUGGACGCCUUGUCCGGAACCUCAUUCACAAAUGGAGCAAACUUUGCUGUGGUGGGGUCCUCUACUCUCCCUAAGUAUGUUCCUUUCUCCUUAAAUAUACAGCUCAUGCAAUUCCGGCGUUUCAAAGCUCGUUCUCUUGAACUUGUUACGGCAGGUGCAAGAAAUUUCAUCAGUGACGAAGGCUUCCGCAAUGCACUCUACUUGAUUGAUAUUGGGCAAAACGACCUUGCUGAUUCAUUUGCCAAAAAUCUGUCAUACGCACAAGUGAUUAAGAAGAUCCCAUCAUUUAUAACUGAGAUCGAGAAUGCUGUUAAGAAUUUACAUAACGAAGGGGCCAGGAAGUUUUGGGUUCACAAUACUGGGCCAUUGGGCUGUCUUCCUAAAAUACUUGCACUGGCUCAGAAGAAGGAUCUAGAUUCAUUGGGAUGUCUUUCUAGUUAUAACUCGGCAGCACGAUUGUUUAAUGAAGCGCUGCUUCAUUUGAGUCAGAAACUAAGAUCUGAACUGAAGGAUUCUACUUUAGUCUAUGUUGAUAUUUAUGGCAUUAAGCAUGACCUCAUUACAAAUGCCGCAAAAUAUGGUUUCUCAAAUCCGUUGAUGGUAUGUUGCGGCUUUGGAGGGCCUCCUUACAACUUUGACGUAAGGGUAACAUGUGGUCAACCUGGUUAUCAGGUUUGUGACGAAGGGGCUCGAUAUGUAAGCUGGGAUGGAAUUCAUCAUACUGAAGCUGCAAACACGUGGAUAGCUUCUAAGAUACUUUCCAUGGCUUAUUCCACACCACGAACACCUUUUGAUUUCUUUCGCCACUGAUUAUGCACUGAGUGUGCAAAGCAAUCAAUAAAAGGUUAGUUCAUUGGUUGUUGGUUUACCAAAUCUAUGUAGUUUCCAAGAACAGAGUCUGUCAUGAAGCAAUGCACGUUCUGAAGCUCUAUGAAGUUGGAGUAACCAGACUAUGAUAUCAUAAUUUGGUUUUUAUUUGACAAUAUGGAUGUAUGUUUACUAUGUAAACAAUUGAUGACUCACAUGAAUGCAUUUUUGGCCUGUAUUAGAGAUGGGACAUGUAAUUGAAUCAGUGAAGACUACCAGCCUAAAAAAUCGUUGUCAAAAUAACUAAAUUUA